AUGCCCCGAGUCCAUAAAUCGAGGGAGCUCGCCGCGGGAGGGGCUUUUCGCAUCGUCGUUGAUCGCCAGGGGCUGGGCUGCCCGGGGGCUCCGAGUUCUGCGGUCAGCGCGGUGAGCGUUUUCUCUCAGCAGGGCGAAAGCCAGAGACGCUUGUACCGAGAACUGCUGAGAAACUACAAUCGUCUUGAACGACCGGUAGUGAAUGACUCCCAACCCCUUGUAGUCGAGCUCCAGCUUUCUUUGCUGCAGAUAAUUGAUGUGGAUGAGAAGAAUCAAGUGUUGAUCACAAAUGCCUGGCUGCAAAUGUACUGGGUUGAUGUUUACUUAUCUUGGGAUCAGUAUGAAUACCCAGGGGUGCAGAACUUGCGAUUUCCAGCUGACCAGAUUUGGGUACCAGACAUUCUUCUGUAUAACAGUGCAGAUGAAAGAUUUGAUGCGACAUUUCACACAAAUGUGCUGGUGAAUUACUCUGGAUCCUGCCAAUAUAUUCCUCCAGGCAUUUUGAAGAGCACAUGUUACAUUGAUGUCCGCUGGUUCCCCUUUGAUGUACAGAAGUGUGACUUGAAGUUUGGUUCCUGGACUCACAGUGGCUGGUUGAUUGACCUGCAGAUGCUCGAGGCUGAUAUUUCCAACUACAUCUCAAAUGGAGAAUGGGAUUUAGUGGGUGUCCCAGGAAAGAGGAAUGAGAUGUACUAUGAAUGCUGUAAAGAGCCAUACCCAGACGUGACGUACACCAUCACGAUGCGCCGACGCACCCUCUACUACGGCUUGAACCUACUCAUUCCAUGUGUUCUCAUAUCCGGCUUGGCACUGCUUGUUUUCCUUUUGCCUGCCGAUUCAGGGGAGAAGAUUUCUUUAGGUAUCACUGUCCUGCUUUCCCUGACUGUAUUCAUGCUGCUUGUGGCUGAGAUCAUGCCUGCAACUUCUGACUCAGUCCCACUAAUAGCUCAGUAUUUCGCAAGCAUCAUGGUCAUCGUUGGUCUGUCUGUUGUGGUAACAGUGCUCGUUCUGCAGUUUCACCAUCAUGACCCACAAGCAGGAAAGAUGCCCAAAUGG
Molecule: messenger RNA, 1056 nt
Organism: Tauraco erythrolophus (red-crested turaco)
Lineage: Eukaryota; Metazoa; Chordata; Aves; Musophagiformes; Musophagidae
Source: RefSeq, a predicted model, not a curated record